Messenger RNA from Phanerochaete carnosa HHB-10118-sp, 252 nucleotides. RefSeq lists its product as uncharacterized. Gene Ontology annotation, molecular function: iron ion binding; monooxygenase activity; oxidoreductase activity, acting on paired donors, with incorporation or reduction of molecular oxygen. The transcript has a single exon. Lineage: Eukaryota; Fungi; Basidiomycota; Agaricomycetes; Polyporales; Phanerochaetaceae. The record is from RefSeq and is a predicted model, not a curated record. The annotation marks the transcript as partial.
CAUCCGCUUCCUGGCUAUCCGGGGCCACUCCCGACCAAGCUCUUCAGGUGGCGGAUGGUCCGGAAGGAGCACCACGGUAAACAGCAUUUGCACAUCCAGGAGCUGUAUAACCGCUACGGCAAAAUCGUGCACAUUGGGCCUAGCGAGGUUUCAAUUCGCAAUGUCGAUGCUGUGGUGCCUCUGAUGAGCACUAAUGGCCUGCCUAAGGGCCUUGGUUGGUCCUAUCUCGUUGACCAUCUGUCCGAAGUCUGA